AUGAGUGCCGCCAACAUCGGCACGGCCCUCGCGCCCUCGGCCUUGCUCGUCGCAGCUGUCUACGCCAUCAAGCCUGAAUUCGUAACCUACGCCGUCGCAGUCGCCGGUAUUCUCGCAGGAUACUUGGUGUUCAGCAAUAAGCCUCGCAAGGUCCUGAACCCCACCGAGUUCCAGAACUUCGUGCUUAAGGAGAAGAAUGAGAUCUCCCACAAUGUCGCCAUCUACCGCUUUGCCCUGCCCCGUCCCACCGACAUUCUCGGUCUGCCCAUCGGCCAGCACAUCUCCCUCGCCGCCACCAUUGAGGGUCAGCCUAAGGAGGUUGUCCGCUCAUACACCCCCAUUUCGUCUGACAACGAGGCUGGUUACUUUGACCUGCUCGUCAAGGCCUACCCUCAGGGUAACAUCUCCAAGUACCUGACCACCUUGAAGAUCGGCGACAACCUCAAGGUCCGCGGCCCCAAGGGCGCCAUGGUCUACACCCCUAACAUGUGCCGUCACAUUGGUAUGAUCUCUGGUGGCACCGGUAUCACCCCCAUGCUGCAGGUCAUCAAGGCUAUCAUCCGCAACCGUCCCCGCAACGGCGGUAACGACACCACCAAGGUCGACCUCAUCUUCGCCAACGUCAACCCCGAGGACAUCCUGCUCCGUGACCAGCUCGAGCAGCUGGAGAAGGAGGACGAUGGAUUCCGCGUCUACUAUGUCCUCAACAACCCACCCGAGGGCUGGACCGGUGGUGUCGGCUUCGUCACCCCUGAGAUGAUCAAGGAGCGCCUGCCCGCCCCCGCUGCCGAUGUCAAGAUUCUUCUCUGCGGUCCUCCUCCCAUGAUCAGCGCCAUGAAGAAGUCUACCGAGGCUCUUGGUUACACCAAGGCCCGCCCUGUCAGCAAGCUCGAGGACCAGGUCUUCUGCUUCUAA
Molecule: messenger RNA, 915 nt
Organism: Penicillium salamii
Lineage: Eukaryota; Fungi; Ascomycota; Eurotiomycetes; Eurotiales; Aspergillaceae
Source: the annotation of a GenBank genome assembly